Zasmidium cellare ATCC 36951 is the source of this 1011-nucleotide messenger RNA. RefSeq lists its product as uncharacterized. The transcript has a single exon. NCBI's taxonomy places the organism in Eukaryota, Fungi, Ascomycota, Dothideomycetes, Mycosphaerellales, Mycosphaerellaceae. Bases 1 to 1011 code for a protein of 336 amino acids. The record is from RefSeq and is a predicted model, not a curated record.
AUGGCCGCCGUAGGGAUUGAUCUCCUGCGCGUCAUCGCGUAUGGCAACCUCCAGCUGAAGAAGCAGCAAGAUGCCAAGAUCAGAGCGCAGCUUCAAUACUGGCGUUCACGGCCUCAUCGCCAACCGGGAAUCUACAUGCUGGAACUGGUCCACAGAGACACCAAACAGUCUCUUUCGGUCAACCAACUGAAGUUCGUUCUGCGGAAGGCAAUCGAUUAUGUCGAGCUGCGCGAUCACAACGCGGCGUUCUUAAUCGACAACGCCUUCAAACGUACCAGUGCUGCAGAUGUCUUGAACGGCGCGCGAAGGUACAUGAAGGCACCCAUCCAGUCGCAGACCUUCUUCCAGUUUGCACACCACGUGGAGCAGAUGUGUGCAAAGAUUCCACAGAAUCGGUGGGAUGAGCCGAUGGCACAGCCAAUGCGUGAAGUAGGAUACGGGCAGUAUGCCAUUGGGCGUAUCGGCGACCAUAACUCCCACAAUAGCUCAAACUACCUCAUGGGUCUGUUUGAUGCUAUCUGCAAGGCGUUUGAGCAAGAGCUGGGUGGCAGGUAUACAAUCAUCGGGGAGGUGAUUUUCCAGUGCUGGGACGAGGAACAGUGCUGCCCUGCCGAGGAACUCUUUACCUGCAUUGCCCAGGCCGACAUUGCCAGUGGUCGUGGCUUUUGUCACUCGGAUGCAGGAACCACGGCAAUGAAGGCGGAAGGUGAUGAGCAGUUCGAUUGGGACGAAAUCCGAAUGGACGCUCUCAAGACUUCGCCUUACCUCGCCAACAUGAGGGUCGAGCUCAAAGUCAUCCAGCAGGUGAAGGAACUUCAAGAUCAGUUGCCGGAUCUUGAAGCUCGGCUGGAGGAGCUGGCGAAUAUAGAACUGCCAGACGACGACGACGACCUGGAUGAGACCGCUCUUCAGAACCGGUUGAACUCCCAGCAGGCUGAGAUUGCCAGGAAUGAGAAUAUCAUGGAUGUUCUCAAACGAGGCGACCAGCUCAUGAGACGGCUUGGGAUCUAG